Rana temporaria (common frog) is the source of this 1930-nucleotide messenger RNA. RefSeq names its product THAP domain containing 4 (gene THAP4). NCBI's taxonomy places the organism in Eukaryota, Metazoa, Chordata, Amphibia, Anura, Ranidae. The transcript has 6 exons. The record is from RefSeq and is a predicted model, not a curated record. Bases 257 to 1804 code for a protein of 515 amino acids.
UUAGAAAGGUCUAACGAACAAGGAAUUGCAUAGAGACCAGAUUGUUUUGUACGGAGCGCUGCACGCUGGCUGUAGGGGGAGGCGUCUAAUUGUGGAUUCUUUUAUCAUUAGCGCCACAUUGUGGAAGGAUUAUCGCCUUCCGGGUAAUACGAACACCAGCGCUGUCUGCUGACUUACAGCAAAUGCCAUCUUGUUUUCCGUACAGCGAGGACGCCGCCAUCUUGUACGGAAGAACAUUGGGAUUGGUCAUGGUGAUAUGCUGCGCGGCACCCGAUUGCACCAACCGGCAAGGGAAGGGGAAAGGGAAGAGGGGGGCCGUGUCCUUCCACAGGUGCGCUGUCACAGAGAUAUGAAUCUGUUUCCACUUAAGGAUGCAGAUCGUCUUUAUCUCUGGACAGUUGCCAUACAGCGAAGUGACUGGACUCCAGGGCCCUACUCUUUCUUGUGUAGUGAACACUUCACACUGGAUAGCUUUGUUCCACGUAUGCCUGACCAGCACCCGCUUCUUAGACCAGAUGCUGUCCCCUCCAUUUUUGAAACUGGAAGGGGAAACCAAAGAAAAGGAGCCAUAGACAAGCACGUUCUUGGCAUUGGAGGAAGAAAGUAUGUUCAGAAGAGAAGAGCUCCAUCUUCUAUAGAGGAGAACACGCCACCCAUGUACUCCAAUGAGGAGGUUAUGAAAGAAAAUGAGCUUCACUUUGACAUUAAUGGCCAAGAUGACAUGAACCCCAGUUUUCUUCCUAAAGCAUCACCCGUUACCACAGUUUGUAGGUUUAUCUACUCCCUGCAUUCGUAUAGCCGGUCUUCUACAACCUCCUUAUUACAAAAUGUAGUAAACAUGAAGGUUCCACCUCAUCCAGGUGUAGAGGAAACAGAAAUGACUUGUGAAUUUUUGUCUUCUACACCAAAUGGUCAGUGCCUUUCCUCUGCCGUACAUGACGGUGAAUAUUUCUUGUCUCAGGUAGACCAUUCUCUGGGGUUGUCCUGCCAUGUAGAAGUUAGUGAUAACGCAGAGUUGAACUCCAUAACAAAAGACCCUCCUGAAUUGGAGGAUACUGAGAUUAGCACUAUGCUCUUGGAGUCUUAUGAAGUUUGUGUAGAGGAGCCCUGUGAUUAUACAGGUGAACCAGAGGAGUUUCUGCUUCAAGAAGAUGAUUACCUGGAUCCCAGCCCUGUUAGCUUGUUGCAUUCAUACUGCUCUACCUCUGACCCUCUGCCUAAGAAGAGACACCAAUGCCUGACAGCAACGUGUGAUAUGGAGUGGAGUGCUGAGCAAUCUAGCAGAGAUCCAUUCAAUUUAAAUAAGCAAGAUGCACCACCUUUGAACCCUGUUGUGGCCCCUUUGGCAUGGAUGCUGGGGACCUGGGUGUCAGAUCCCUUUGGGGAGGGCGAGUUUCCCUCGAUACCAACAUUUCGCUAUAUGGAGAAAGCUGUCAUAUCACACGUUGGCCAGCCUAUGCUGAAUUUCACGUUUUGUGCCUCCAACCCUGAAACUGGGAAGCCACUGCACAGAGAAUGUGGAUUCAUCCGUGUGAAGCCGGGAACCAACCAGGUGGCAUUUGUAUGUGCCCAGAACAUAGGUGUUGUGGAGGUGGAAGAAGGGGAAGUACAGGGGGAACAGCUUACUCUGACCUCACACUCGCUCAGCAGAAUGAGCUUUGCCAAGGAGCCGCAAGUGCAGCAGAUUUCCCGCACCUUCCGUCUGACUGCUGAAGGAAAACUAGAACAGACCGUCUCCAUGGCAACCAGCACACAGGUCAUGGCUCCUCACUUGCGGGUUACAUACACGAAAGUGACCUCAUAAUUGCUUGUGUCCAAGAUUUGGAAAAGCCUUAGAGUUCACAGGACCUGAUAAUGGUCAAAGCUGCUGAAUGUUCUAGACUGUCCUAAUAAAUGGUUUAUUUUUCCAGAAACCUGAACUAAAAAAAUA